AGAACUGGAAACAACUGCAGAGGAUUGAGAAUCACUUGAGCUGAAACUUUACAUUAAGUGUGUUUUUUUCUUAAAGACGUUUUUGCAUUUAUAAUCUAAUUUUCAAAAAAAAAAAAAAACCCAGACACACAUACAAUCAUGGACAUCUUUAGCUCCUUACUGGUGUUUGAAAAGGCUGCCAAAGGCAAAGAUAAGUCCGUUAUUCAGUGUAUGGAGUGCUCUUGUGACAACUUCUAUAUUGGAAGGAAAGACGGCGUCCUACAGCAUUUCACUACAAGCUCGAAGUUCGGGAUCGGAGGACGCGAGACUCUGCGAGAGGUAAGGAAGAGACAGAUGGGCCGAGGUGGAGAAAUCAGCCAGCUGAAAGCAGUCCCAGUCCUGAACCACCUUCUUGUGCUUUGGGACGGCUCCAUCACCGUGUUAAACAUGUUCUCUCUGGAGCCCGUAGCAGCCCUGAAGAAGAUCCAGAAUGUUUCUCUGUUUCGCCUCGGCCAACCCGCAGUUCACACGCAGCAGGUUUCCGUGGAGCUCUUCGCUGCCUCCACCAAGCGGAAAUCGGUGAGCAUACACAAGGUGUGUGUGGACAGAUGGGAGUGUGUAGGGAGCGUGGCUCUGGCUCAGGACCCCGUGGCUUUGGCUGUGCACGAGACCUGCCUGUGCGUGGCUACGAGUGACAGAUAUAUUCUCCAUGAUUACCAGACUCAGAGCAGUCUCGAGCUCUUCACACAUAACCUGGGGAAGCAAAGUGUCCUCGCGAAGGAAAGUGUGAAAGGAGAGUUUCUUCUUAACGGCCCAGGGAACUUGGGCAUGUUUGUGAUGAGCGGUGGAAUUUCCCAGCGUCCUCCUGUGCCAUGGCCGGAUGGAGUGUUGGAUGCGGCAGUUCACUUCCCCUAUGUGUUGGUGCUACAGAGUAAAGCGCUCCACGUCUACAGCAUGCUGGACCAGAAGCUUAAACAGACCAUUUUCUUAAAUACUGGCAAAUCACUCCUUUCAACCUCAGACAGUGUGUUUGUAGUCGCCGAGCAGGAGAUUCACCAGCUGUCCCAGAGUCCACUGGAGCUGCAAGUCCAAAAGCUGCUCGGAUGUGAGAGGGUGAAUGAAGCUCUCAUGCUUCUGGAUGGAGUUCAGUCUCUUCUGCCUAACACUUCUUAUAAGAGUCUGCACAGCAGUAUAGUUUGCACCAACGGAUGGAUUCAUUUUUACAAAGAAGCUUUCCUUGAUGCCAAAGAACUUUUCAUUGAAGGUGACUUGGACCCAAGAGAACUGAUUAGACUUUACCCAGGAAUGUCUGUCAUCAGUGAAGGCUUUAAAUCUCAGCCUCCUACCGUGAGCAACGCUAAAGACCUGAGGAAGCUAAAUAACGAAGACCAGACAGAGUUUCAGAAGUACCUGAACUUCCUGGCUCUUUAUUUGAGAGAGAUCCGUGGGAGUGAACUGGGCCAAACCUUCCUUCAGGACAUUGACACUUCCCUGCUUAGAGUGUACAUAGGGCUUGGACAUCAUGAUGACCUGAACCAGCUUGUGUCUUCUCGUAAUUAUUGCAUGCUGGAUGUGUGCAUGCCAGAUCUGGAGCACUAUAAAAGAUUUUUCGCGAUCGGACUGCUCUAUCAAAGCCACGGUCAGCAUUUCGAUGCAAUUCAGACCUGGGUGUGGAUGGUGGAUGAUGAGAGCGUGGAUUCCUCCGAGCCAAAUGUUCUGCUGCACAUUGUAAAAACUCUCUCUCAACUGAAAGAGAAAUCUAUCAUCAUGAAGUUUAUAGACUGGGCUCUUCAAAAAGACCAAAAGGUUGGAGUAUUAAUCUUUAUUGAGAGAGAUCCCGCUGAUCAAAGCACAUUUCAACCACAAGAAGUACUUUCUAUUUUAACAAACUAUCCAGUUGCUUUAGUUUGCUAUCUGGAAUUUCUGGUCAAUGAACAGCAAAGUCAGAUGGAGAAACACCACACUCUGCUGGCCAACACCUACGCCACUCAGAUCCUCCACGCUGAUGCAGAGAUGCAGAACGCUGAUACACACAGGGAGGAAAUGAGGCACAAACUGCAGCAGUUCCUGUGGCAGUCCUCCUUAUAUGAUGCUGAUGCUGUGUAUGACAAAAUACGCUCAUCUGCUCUCCAUGUCGAGAAAGCCAUCCUGCUGGGCCGAGCCGGGGAUCACAGAGAGGCCCUGCGGCUUCUCGUCGACGAAGAACGAGACGAAAAGGCUGCGGAAAACUACUGCUGGAGGACCUCUGCUGGACGAGACAGGAAGUUCACAGGUGAGAUCUUCAGCUGGUUGCUCCAGGCUUACCUCGAGUCCAAGCCUCACAUGUCUGCGGCGGUGGAUCUCCUGAACGCAAACGCGGCGGCUUUUAAUCUGCUGGAGGUGUUGGAAGUGCUUCCUGGCUCCUGGUCCUUACAGCUGGUGACGCGCUUCUUGUGUGAGUCACUGAGAACGACGACACACGACAGGAGGAUGAGAGGCUUGGAGAAGAGCCUGGCCAGGAUGGACAACCUCAGACAGAGACACGCCUGGACGGAGGCAACACAGGGAAUGGUCAGAAUGGACAGAAGCCGGGUGUGUUCUUCUUGUCGGAGGCAGUUCACAGGGCCUGAAUUUCUGCGCAGGUCUACAGGAGAGCUCGUUCACACACACUGCUCCAGCACAAACAACAACUCAUAAACACUUUAAAUCACACAAUUUUAAUGCUUAGUUUGGUGAAGAACCACAUUAGGUAACGUUUAAAGUGCUAGUAUUAAUACUUCAAUAAAACACACACAUAUUUAUAGACGUAUAUUGUUUGUAUUUUUCACAUUUUUAUGUUUAGAUGCAGU
This is a messenger RNA of Clarias gariepinus (North African catfish), 2807 nucleotides long. Its product is annotated as transforming growth factor-beta receptor-associated protein 1. Lineage: Eukaryota; Metazoa; Chordata; Actinopteri; Siluriformes; Clariidae. Gene Ontology annotation, cellular component: cytoplasm; membrane. The record is from RefSeq and is a predicted model, not a curated record. The transcript has 11 exons. Bases 139 to 2655 code for a protein of 838 amino acids. Gene Ontology annotation, biological process: endosomal vesicle fusion; vesicle-mediated transport; intracellular protein transport.